AUGGCGACGGAAGAAGAACCGACGGUCGACGUGAAGCUUUUCGUGGACAAGGAGAAGAACAAGGUCCUCUUCGCGGAGUCCGGCAAGGAGUUCGUCGACGUGCUCUUCGGCUUCCUCACGCUGCCUCUCGGCACCGUCGUUCGCCUCCUCGGCAAGCAGUCCCAGGUCGGAUGCCUCGACGAGAUCUACAAGAGCGUGGAGGAGCUCUCCAACGACUUCUUCAGAACCGAGGCCUGCAAGGCGAUGCUGCUUAGGCCCAUCAGCGCUGCGGCGAAGCAAUGCUGCGACCUCAAGGUCAGAGUCGAAGACACCAAGCACAGGGAGGUCUAUGUUUGCGGCGACACGAGCUGCUGCGCGAAGGCCGACGGCUCGUUUAGCUCGGUCCCCGGCGCUGCCUGCAAAUGCGGAUGCUUGAAGUUUAUCGUGACUGAUGAUCUCCAAGUAGCACCAGCCUCAACUUCUCUCAUGUUGUCACUUCUUAAGAAGUUUGGGGUGGAGGAUCCCUCCCGUCUUGAGCAGAGGAUGAUCCAGCUCAGUUCAGUCGAGAUGACUAACUUGCUCAAGAGAUCAUUGACGUCGAAGCAGCCUUUAACUGGUCACUGUUUUGAUGUUGCCAUCUCAAUUGAUGUUUCAGCCCUAGAGAUGCUACUGGAGAGUUUACAUCCUAAGCAGGGAAAUGAUGCUGAGCAUGAGUUGGACAAUGUGAGGAUAAGAGUUCUUCGGACGAACAGCUCAUCGCUGCUCUAUGCUGAAGUUAAUGACGAUUUCGUCGAGCUCCUAUUUGGCUUCCUGACCGUACCACUGGGAUCCAUCAUUAAGACUUAUGGUUCAUGGCCAUCAAUUGGAUGCAUCGCUAAUCUGUACAGUAGGAUAGAUGGAAGUGCUAAAGGAUGCAUCAGAGAACCAUGCCAGUGCUUGCUACUAUCACCAAAGCUGGCACCUUUCUUUACUUCUGAAGCUACUAAGAUAGUGCAAGCUGAAGAAUCAGCUCAAAGGAAGCAACAAAUUAAGGCAUGCUUCAAGUGCAUAAAGACAUUAGGUUUUCCGAAGCAUGUCAACUGUCACGCGAAAGAUCGACAUGGCAAUUAUGUGAAUUGCCGUGACACUGUAAAGACCACAAACCUCUGUGAAUGUGAUCCGAAAUCCCCAAAGGGAGGAAGUGACAAGGGUAAAGGGUAUGUCAAGCAAGGCCCUCAGAACUUCAUGGUGACUGAUAAUCUGCAUGUUCUUCCACUAUCCUUGGAGAACACUAUACAAGUUGUUUGUGAGGCCAAGAUUCAGUCAAAUGAUCUUGCGGAGAAAGAAUUCAGCCUCGCAAAAUCUCAGCUGACGGAGCUACUGAAAGCCGCCUAG
Triticum dicoccoides is the source of this 1353-nucleotide messenger RNA. RefSeq lists its product as uncharacterized. Lineage: Eukaryota; Viridiplantae; Streptophyta; Magnoliopsida; Poales; Poaceae. The record is from RefSeq and is a predicted model, not a curated record. Bases 1 to 1353 code for a protein of 450 amino acids. The transcript is spliced from 4 exons.